This is a messenger RNA of Phalaenopsis equestris, 2137 nucleotides long. Its product is annotated as sucrose nonfermenting 4-like protein. The record is from RefSeq and is a predicted model, not a curated record. NCBI's taxonomy places the organism in Eukaryota, Viridiplantae, Streptophyta, Magnoliopsida, Asparagales, Orchidaceae. The transcript is spliced from 13 exons. Bases 623 to 2101 code for a protein of 492 amino acids.
AACUGAGGAAAAGAAUAAAAAGAAAAAAAAAAGGGGUAAAAAAGAAAAGAAACCUUCGCUUUCUCCUCCACACUCUUGGUUUUCCUCGAAGAAUCCCCCGGCAGCUUCGAUCCGACAGCAAUGGCUAAUAUUCUGCUCAGCUGCAGAAUGGGGGAAAUUCGUAGUUUGUGAAGAGGGCGCUGGUAUUGAUGAUAGUGUUGAGGCACCGGGGUUGGAGAUGCUGAGGAGCUUGCCCUGGCGAAAUUCCGGGAUUUAUGUUCAUCGUAGUUGUCUGUGAGAUUGAGGCUUCUGGAAAUUUCAUGCGUGUUGGAGAUUCAUAUUGCUAUAUUGCACGGAAAUGCGUGAUCUGAGGGGCAUUCUGUGCUUGAGAGGAUCUCGUCUCAGACAGGAACUUUAAAAUUGGAUGCUGGAUUUCGUGUUUUUUUUAUAUUUUUCCGUCGUUGGGAGGGGCUUCAUUGUGAUGGGAUAUGCUUUGUUGCGCUAUCUGUUUCCAUGAGGUCUAGCUUUGGAGAAAGGCAUUGGGGUGGAACUUGGGUUAUUGCUUUGUUGACUUCAGAUUCUACUACAAGGAACAUCUUGGAAGUGAAGAGGGAUAAUUGCGAGCUAGUUUUCUCCGGCAAUCAUGUUUUCUUCCGGAGUGGAUGCUUCACAGGACUUAAGUGGGACUGCAGGCGCUGUGCUAAUUCCCACACGGUUCGUAUGGCCACAUGGGGGAAGAAGAGUGUUUUUGAUUGGCUCUUUUACAAGGUGGUCUGACCAUUUACCUAUGUCUCCAAUGGAGGAUCGCCCUACUGCAUUUCAGGCUAUUUGUAACUUGACUCCGGGAUUGCAUCAGUACAAAUUCUUUGUUGAUGGUGAAUGGCGUCAUGAUGAGAAUCAGCCUCAUAUGUCUGGCAAUUAUGGUAUAGUGAACAAUUUGUUACUAACCAAUGAGAAUAAUCUUGUUCCUUCAAUUCUGAGUCCUGGGGCUUCUGGUAGCAGAGAAAUGGACGUGGAUAAUGAAACUUUUCGACGCACGGUUAAUAUUUCUGGCAGUUCGGUACAAGAAGCAGCUCUAAGAAUAUCUGAAGCUAACAUAGAGCUGUUCCGUAAUCAAAUUUCUAUUUUCUUGCUCUCAAAUACUGCUUAUGAUUUGCUUCCAGAUUCUGGCAAGGUCAUUGCUCUAGAUGUCAAUUUGCCGGUGAAACAAGCUUUCCAUAUCCUAUAUGAACAGGAAAUUCCUGUUGCUCCUUUGUGGGACUUACACAGGGGACAGUUUGUGGGAAUGCUGAGUGCUUUGGAUUUCAUUCUGAUACUAAAGGAGCUUGGAAACCAUGGUUCUAAUCUUACUGAGGAAGAGCUUGAGACACAUACAAUUUCAGCAUGGAAAUUGGUAAAGAGACAACGUUAUGGUCAACUUGAUGUGCAUGGAAGGCCAAUUGAAAGAGCUUUAGUUCAUGCUGGUCCAUAUGACACAUUGAAGGAUGUAACUAUAAAGAUAAUCGAGAAUGAGGUGGCUACAGUCCCCAUUAUCCAUUCUAUGUCACCAGAUGGAUCAUUCCCUCAAUUAUUACAUCUUGCUUCUCUCUCAGGAAUUCUUAGAUGUAUUUGUAGACAUUUUAGACACUCUUCAAGUUCUUUGCCUAUAUUACAGCAACCAAUUUGCAACAUCCCGAUGGGUACUUGGGUGACAAAAAUUGGGGAAGCAAAUAGAUCUCCAUUAGCAAUGCUCAGACCCAAUGCAUCACUUGGUUCUGCUUUAUCUUUGCUAGUAGAAGCUCGUGUUAGCUGUAUUCCAAUAGUUGAUGAUGAUGACGUUUUGUUGGAUACAUAUUCGAGAAGUGACAUCACAGCUCUGGCCAAAGAUAGAGCCUAUGCACAGAUUCACCUCGAUAAAAUGACCGUCCAUCAGGCAAUGCAGCUUGCUGAGGAUACAAAUUCUGCGUAUGGGUACAGUACUGAGCAGAGAAGCCAGACGUGUUUUCGGACUGAAACCUUACAGAGAGUAAUGGAGCGGUUGUCCAGCCCUGGUGUGAGGCGGCUCAUCAUUGUGGAGGCUACAGGCUACCGUGUGGAAGGAAUUAUUUCUCUAAGUGAUUUAUUUAAGUUUUUGCUUGGUUAGAGCUCAAAUUUUAUUUUGGGAGUAAAAACAAGGGGA